GCACAGGCAGUAGUCCGGGAAGCUGGUCUGAUGGGCAAAUUAAGAAACUCCUCUAAAUGUUUCUCGAGGGAGCUUUCUCCCUGCUCAAGGCACAUGAGUUUGACUGGUGGAAAGUCCAUGGUGCAAGCAGGGGUGAAAACGGAACAAAAAACACUGAACACGAAAUAAAGAAAAGAAAAGAAACUGAAAAAAAGAAAAAGAAAAGGAAAAUAAACCAUGGCAACUAAGACAAACUUGAACGAGACUAUGACAAAAAUAGACUUUAAAAAGAGGAAGGGAAAAAAUUGCAAAAACAGCAGAAAAAAAAAAGAAACUUUUCAGCUUGCAUUUGCAGUUCACUCUCCUGGAGUCUGUUUGCUGUCUGAAUCUAAAACACGUUUCCUGCAGUGAUGUCAAUGAUAACAGCUCCUCCUCUUCUUCUGAUGUUUCUGCUCAUGAUUCCAGGUGUUGCUAUGGUGAUGUCAGUCAGAGAGGCUCCUAUACUUCCUCUGAUCUUUCUCAUCAUGAUUCAUGGGGUCUGUAGUCAGAGGGAGAAUGUGAUCUACAGUCCUUCACACAUCUGUGCACUAAAUAACUCAUCAGUGAUAAUGAACUGCACUUAUACAUUCCCUACUGAACGUCAGAUCAGGAAAGUGUUCUGGACCAAAACACUGGAAAAAGUUAAUGGAGAGCAUCCAGAUCUGUCUGAGGACCCUGAAUACAGUCAGAGGCUUCAGUAUCUGGGAGAUAAACAGCAGAACUGCACCAUCAGACUGAGUCAUGUGACACUGAAGGAUUCACACGAAUACUAUUUCAGAUUCAUCACUGAUAAAGAUAAUGUGAAAUGGACUGGUGUUCCAGGAGUGACUCUUGCUGUCACAGAUCUUCAGGUGAAGUCUCCUGAGAGAGUGACAGAGGGAGAUUCAGUCCGUCUGACAUGUAAAAGCAGCUGCACUCUGACUGACAGAGCAACAUUCAUCUGGUACAGAAACUCACAGCCAUUAAAUGUAGGAAUUAUUGAAAACCAGCUCAUCCUCUGGAGAGUCAACAGAGAAGAUACAAGCAGAUAUAGCUGUGGUGUAGAUGGUUACAUCUCUCCUGCUGUUCAACUCAAUAUCAGAUAUCCUCCAGAGAAUCCAGUGAUCUCCAUCAGUCCAUCUGGUGAAAUAGUGUCAGGAGAUUCAGUGACUCUGAUCUGCAGCAGUGAUUCAAACCCUCCUGCAGAAAUCAGCUGGUUUAAAAGAGGAACGUUUGUAGGAUCUGGAAGAAUCUACAGCAUCUCAAAGAUCAGCUCUGAUGACAGUGGAGAAUACAAGUGCAAGUCCAUCAAUGAACAUGGAGAGAAAUACUCUGAUAAUGUGACUUUAAACGUCAUGUACCCUCCCAGGAGCGUCUCAGUCUCCAUCUCCAUCAUUCAGUCUGGUCAGAUUUGCUCAGGAGAUUCAGUGACUCUGAUCUGCAGCAGUGAUUUAAACCCUCCUGCUCUGAACUUCAGCUGGUUUAAGGAGAAUGAAAGCUCAGCUGUUGGAUCUGGACAGAGUUUCAGUGCACUACAGAGUGGACGCUUCUACUGUCAGGCUCACAAUCAACAUGGAUCUCAGAGAUCAGACGCUGUAACUGUCACAGUUCAUCAUGGUGCUGGUAGGAAUGUGAUUGUGAUCGCAGCGACAUCUGGAGGAUUAUUCUUCACCAUCAUCUUCAUCAUCAUCCUGUUUAUAAUGAGGAAACGAAGGGAUGAUCAAACUGAAGAUCUCACAGUGAAACAGAUCUCUGAUCCCAAUGAAGACUCAUAUACAGCUCUUGAUCUCAAGUCCACGACCUCUGACCUGUACGACACACUCACAACGGUUCAUCCCAGAGCUCCUGAAGACUCCUGCAGGACUCUUGAUCCUCAGAGCUUUUCUAAACAUGAGAAUCCAUCAAUCAACAGGAAGAUGCUGCAGUAAGAGGCGGAGCAUGAAGGAACCAAUCCUGAGCUCUGUGGGCGGAGCCACAUGUGAUUGACAGGAUCAUCAGUGAUGAGUCACACAAGAGUUUCAUUUCUGUAUAGUUGAAGAAACAUGAUGUAACAGAGGAAUUAAAUGAAAGUUAAAGCUUGUUAUUGUGUAAAUAUAAAUUUUAAAAUUAAUUCAGCAGAGCAAAACACAAGUGAUGUUCAGCAAACAAGCCAUGCUUUUCAUUUUACAACAUUUUCCUGCUUUUAAAUCAUAGUUGAUUAUUUUAACCUGAUAUACUGAACAAAAUCAUAAUUGUGUGCAUUCAUAAAGGAAUAUGUUGUUUUUUGCUCUCAAAGUGCUCAAUAUUAUCAGCUUCUGUUAUUCUGGCUCUUGUCUUCCCUUUAAAUGUUCAGUUUUAUUUGUAAUAUGUUCUUGUACAAACCUUAUGGGCCGCAGUAUUGAUGUAUCGAUACUCACAAGAUACUUAUUUAGUAUU
Molecule: messenger RNA, 2412 nt
Organism: Megalobrama amblycephala (Wuchang bream)
Lineage: Eukaryota; Metazoa; Chordata; Actinopteri; Cypriniformes; Xenocyprididae
Product: B-cell receptor CD22-like
Exons: 13
Coding region: 390-1925 (511 amino acids)
Source: RefSeq, a predicted model, not a curated record